Messenger RNA from Penicillium odoratum, 303 nucleotides. RefSeq lists its product as uncharacterized. NCBI's taxonomy places the organism in Eukaryota, Fungi, Ascomycota, Eurotiomycetes, Eurotiales, Aspergillaceae. The transcript is spliced from 2 exons. Bases 1 to 303 code for a protein of 100 amino acids. The record is from RefSeq and is a predicted model, not a curated record.
AUGAACUCAAAACCGCCGUGCUCUGUCUUCGACUCCCCUGCAGAACCAGCCGAAAUCCUAUCGGAAAUGAACAAUCGCCCUAGUCUCCCCAAUGGUGAUGGUAGUCUAUUGGUCGAUAACGUUAUAAAUGCCAUGAAAGAGUUUUUUAUCUUCAUCUCGUUAUGUGGGAUCUUUUAUGAUAAACACUUUGAAGCGGAUAUAGAUAGUCAAACUUGCCCAAUGUUUAUUUACUCUGCGCUCACUGUUGCGGUUUUGCAGGCUACUCAGGUGUAUCGAAAGUCAAAGAAAGGAGAUAUCAAAUAG